AUGUCUGACAUUUCUCAACUGACUGCUCAAGCUGAAGUGUCUGUGACGACGCCAGUUCCACAGCUGGGAGCUCCGGAUACCACGACGCCGGUGCAAACACCGUCGGCAGAUAUGUUUGAGAAGGGAGAAGGACUGCACACCGCUGGAAACGGCACCUCAAAUGUCGAAGAUUCUCCCGCUCCUGAAAAGCCUUUGUCCCCACCAAACCCCUCCCCUUCCCCCGAGAAGCACAAGAUGGAUGAGGAUGAACAGGAAGAGAGCUCAAAAAAGCAAAAGGUUGAAGAACCUGGAGAUGAGUCCAAGCCAGAGUCUAGCUUAUCCCUGACGGAUACGUCGAAGAUGGAACCUGCACCUAAGCCACCUCCAGAACCAGACAUGACGAAUCUCCCUGCGGACCCUAUCCCUAAGCACCAGAACAAGUUUGCUCUCAAUACGAUCAAGGCUAUCAAGCGUUUAAAGGAUGCCGGCCCAUUUCUCCAUCCAGUCGACAUCGUGAAGUUGAACAUCCCUUUUUAUUACAACUUCAUUAAGAGACCAAUGGACCUUUCCACCAUUGAGAGGAAACUCACAGUUAACGCAUACGAAGACCCUCUGCAAAUUGUUGACGACUUCAACCUCAUGGUUGACAACUGCAUUAAGUUCAACGGUGAAUCAGCUGGUAUAUCCAGAAUGGCAAAAAAUAUCCAGGCCCAGUUUGAGAAGCAUAUGUUGAACAUACCUCCCAAGGUUCUUGCUGCCAAUGGGCACUCUUCGAACACUGGUGCUGCAUCGAGAAGACGCAAUGUUAUUGUGAGUGAUGACUCGAAGACUGAAUCUGUGGCUGCUCAUAGGCCAAAGAGAACGAUCCACCCACCAAAGUCAAAGGAAUUGCCAUAUGAUGUGAGACCAAGAAAGAAGAAGUAUGCAGCUGAGUUGCGCUUCUGCAACCAGGUACUUAAAGAGUUGACAUCCAAAAAGCUUUACAGCAUCAACUUCCCCUUCUUACAACCAGUUGAUCCAGUCGCAUUGAACAUUCCUCACUACUUCGAUGUGGUGAAGAACCCAAUGGAUCUCGGGACUAUUCAAUCCAAUCUUGCAAACAACAAGUAUGAGAAUGCUGAUGAUGUUGAGCGAGACGUGAGAAUGGUGUUCUCAAACUGUUAUUUGUUUAACCCAGAAGGUACUGAUGUUAACACUAUGGGACACCGCCUUGAAAGUGUGUUCGACAAGAAAUGGGCUCAAAAGCCUGUCCCACAACCUUCGCCUCCUCAGUCUGAUGGCGAGUACGAUAGUGACGAGUACGAGGAUGAUGAUGGUGAGGUCAAUGAAGCCAUGUUGUCCAGUGUUCCAGCUAUCCAGUUUUUGGAGAAUCAGCUCAUCAGAAUGAAGCAGGAGCUCGAUGAGUUGAAAAAGAAGGAACUUGAGAAGUUGAAGGCCUCUCGCAGAAAGAAGAAGAAGACAAGGAGAACAACAAAGAAGGCCAGAUCUAACUCCGUCUCGGACCGUCAUGACGAUCAGCCUGUUGUGACGUACGAGAUGAAAAAACAGGUGAGUGAGGUUGUUCCUACGUUGAAUGACAAGAAGUUGCAAGCAUUAAUCAAAAUCAUCAAGGAUGAUAUUGUCAUCAGCGAUGAAGAAGAAGUUGAGCUCGAUAUGGAUCAGCUUGAAGACCGUACCGUGUUGAAGCUUUACGAUUUCUUGUUUGGUAAGAAGGCUGCGUCGCAAGCGAUGAGCAAGAGCAAGAGAUCCACUUAUUCUACCGGCAAUAUUGACCAGCUCGAGCAGUUAAGAUCACAACUCCAAUUGUUUGAUGACGCUGAAAGAUCAAACGGAGGUUCGGGUGUUCCCGCCUCCACGUUCGACCUCAAUAGUAUUCCUGCACAGGAGUCGUCUGACGAUGAUGCAUCUUCAGAGUCCUCGGAGGAGGAAUAG
Molecule: messenger RNA, 1911 nt
Organism: Candidozyma auris
Lineage: Eukaryota; Fungi; Ascomycota; Pichiomycetes; Serinales; Metschnikowiaceae
Gene: BDF1
Product: chromatin-binding protein
Exons: 1
Coding region: 1-1911 (636 amino acids)
Biological process (GO): regulation of DNA-templated transcription; chromatin remodeling
Cellular component (GO): nucleus; chromatin
Source: RefSeq, a predicted model, not a curated record